AUGGAACCCUCCGAAAACGCGAACGCGACCCUCCGGUCGGGGCUGAGGCCUCCUCGAGUCCACGCUGGGAUAGCUGGCCCAGCGGCAACCGCAACAUGUCUCCAAGAGAUUACCGAUUCUCAACACAAUUCACGGGUGCAGCAGACCGGAAUCCCCCAAAAACGUACACACAAAGGAAGCGUAUCAUACCCAGAACCGAAGCGCAAAACAUUAGCAGAGCAGGCGGGCGAACCUUCCAGGCCUAGACUUCCUCCCCCAGCUGCCGGUCUAUCGCGGUCUACGAGCGUUAAGGGCGCCUCGAUUACCAGCCUUACCACUAAUGCCACCGCCCAAACAUCACGAUAUGGACAUGGACGCACUGGCAGCUUCGCAAAAAGCGUUGGUCCCACAUCUCGUCCCCCGGUAUCGAUGAGAGCACCGACCACGCUAGGCUUCCAUCAAUCCUCAACGACCCGACCACGUGGGAACACAAACACGCGGACACGGCCAGCGACUGCCAUGACGAACAGAGAACUUGAGGAUGAACCUGAACCGGCCAACCAGAAGAAGGGUAUGCAGAUCCCCGUUUUCUCAAACCUCCGUCUGCGGGAUUCUAUGUUGCGACGGACCAUUUCUCAGCAGUCAGCGCUUUCGCAAACGCAGGAACAACGUAGAGACAUCUCGUUGCUCGGCAGGCAACUCAAGGAUUUGUCGCUUAAUGAUAAGCCCAACGAGAACUCAAAAGGGGGCCAAGUGGUCUCUAACCAAUACAAGCAGCCUCCGUCCCGGCCAUCCCAGUCAGAGGUCCCGACGGAGAUCAUAACUCCUACCGCGGUUCAACAAGACGACGCAGCCAGAGGAAACCCACUCGGGCCUGCCGACUCUCGAAACGCGCCUGCGCCAGUGCCAGCAACGCCACCAGAAUCCAAAAAGUUCAACGCGGCGAUGGACACAGUGCGCAAGGUCCUACAGAGUCCUUGCAAGGCGCCCUUUUCGCCGUCCAAAUUGUCUGGUUCUCCGAAAAAGUCAUUUCUCACUAAAGACUCGAAUGUAACAUCUUUUGCAGGUUGGGACGUCGACGGCCGACUAAACGAGUUUGAAUCGCAAUUCAAGGUGAUGAAAGAGACCUUCGAGGGCACCAUGACCGACAGGAAGGUCUUGGAGGAAGCGAUCGACAUGGCCAAGAAUCGAGCGAGCGAUCUCGAGAGGGAGCAACAACGGCUGAUAGACCAAAACACACACCUCCAGGGCCAGCUUGACCUUCAACGACAGGAGAACCACUCACUACAGCAGGAGAAGCAAUCGAUGGUCCUCGAAAUGGAGGCAGAACAACGAAGACAAAAAUUUGAGAUCGAAGAUAGACAACGGGGGCACAAGCACGAAGUCGACGAAAUCAGGCGUGAGUUCAAGGGCGAAUUCGACCAGUUGAAGAGGGAGCAUGCGCACGCUUUGGAAGCUAUGGAAAGGCGCUACCGGGCGGAGUUGGCCGAGGAGCAGGCGCAGAAGUCCAGGGAGCUGCAAGAUCUACGCUCAAAGCUGGGUGCAGAGCAGCAAGACAUGAAUUUGGAUAUCCUCAAGAAAGAGCGGGAAGUCCAGGAGAUGCGGUCACAGGCCGAGAUGCUCAGGUCCGACCUCGACCGCGAGCAAGCAAUCAAGGCCACUCUCCAGCAGCAGAUCGCCGAAAUGACGACCACAAACAUGACGCUAGAGGAUCGGAUGCGCGGACUGCGGGCCAAAAUCGACUUCCUUGAAUCGGACAGCAAGCAACAAUCCGAUUCGUACGCGAACAUGGAGGCGCGCCUUCAGGAAGCCCUGCAUGUUGCCGAGGAAGCACGGCAAAAGCUGAUCAAAGAAGAAACCGAGCGCCGCGUGCUCUUCAACAAGUACCAAGAACUGAAAGGCAACAUCCGCGUCAUGUGCAGGGUCCGACCUGUCCUCGACUCGACAGAAGGCGAGGUCGCCAGGAUAGCCUUUCCCGACGCCAAGACCUCGUCACAAAUCGACGUCACCGGCCCUGAGGAGAAGAGCAGUUUGGGGGCCAUCAGCCGCAAGGUGCUUCCCUUCGAGUUCGACCGCGUUUUCGACCCGCCGGUGCAGAACGAGGAGGUGUUUGGCGAGAUCUCGCAGCUCGUGCAGAGCGCCCUCGACGGCUACAACGUGUGCAUCUUCUGCUACGGCCAAACCGGCUCCGGCAAGACGUACACCAUGUCCUCGGCAGACGGCAUGAUCCCGCGGGCCACGCACAUGAUCUACGACACCAUCACCAAGCUGCAAGAGAAGUCGUGGACGUACACGAUGGAAGGCAGCUUCGUUGAAGUCUACAACGAGGAGCUGCACGACCUGCUCACGCCCGGGCGCGAGGGGGACGGCCGCAAGCGGCUCGAGAUCCGGCACGACGACGCGCGCAAGCAGACGACGGUGGUCAACUGCAAGACGGUGGCGCUCGACACGCCCGACAAGGUGGAGACGAUGCUCAAGCAGGCGCAAAACAACCGCAGCGUGGCGGCGACCAAGGCCAACGAGCGGUCGUCGCGGUCGCACUCGGUCUUCAUCCUCAAGCUGGUGGGCGAGAACAGCGCGACCAACGAGCGCUGCGAGGGCACGCUCAACCUCGUGGACCUGGCCGGCUCGGAGCGGCUCAAGCACUCGCAGGCCGAGGGCGACCGCAUGAAGGAGACCCAGAACAUCAACAAGAGCCUCGCGUGUCUGGGCGACGUCAUCGAGGCCCUGGGCCGCGGGUCCGGCCACAUCCCCUACCGCAACUCCAAGCUCACCCACCUGCUACAGUACUCGCUGGGCGGGAACUCUAAGACGCUCAUGUUUGUCAUGGUUAGUCCGCUGGAGGCGCACUUGAAGGAGACGAUUACGAGUUUGCGGUUUGCGACGAAGGUGCAUAAUACCCAUAUUGGCACGGCCAAGUCGACCAAGAAGUUGACAGCUGGGUCGCCCGAGUCGGGUCGUUGA
Chaetomium globosum CBS 148.51 is the source of this 2943-nucleotide messenger RNA. RefSeq lists its product as uncharacterized. The transcript is spliced from 5 exons. Bases 1 to 2943 code for a protein of 980 amino acids. Gene Ontology annotation, molecular function: ATP binding; microtubule binding; microtubule motor activity. Lineage: Eukaryota; Fungi; Ascomycota; Sordariomycetes; Sordariales; Chaetomiaceae. Gene Ontology annotation, biological process: microtubule-based movement. The record is from RefSeq and is a predicted model, not a curated record.